Microthlaspi erraticum is the source of this 2379-nucleotide messenger RNA. The record is from the annotation of a GenBank genome assembly. NCBI's taxonomy places the organism in Eukaryota, Viridiplantae, Streptophyta, Magnoliopsida, Brassicales, Brassicaceae.
AUGCUUGAAAGGCUUGCUAACCAUCCUUACUAUUGUUUCUUAGAUGGUUACUCAGGUUUUUUCCAAAUCCCAAUCCAUCCCGACGACCAAGAGAAGACAACAUUCACAUGUCCAUAUGGAACGUUCGCGUAUAGGCGAAUGCCUUUUGGCUUGUGUAAUGCACCGGCUACGUUUCAAAGAUGCAUGAUGUCAAUCUUCACAGACUACAUAGAAGACAUAAUGGAGGUAUUCAUGGAUGAUUUCUCAGUUUAUGGCACAUCCUUUGAUGUUUGUUUGUCAAAUCUUAGCAAGGUCCUCAAGAGAUGUGAAGAGAAGCAUCUAGUGCUAAAUUGGGAGAAGUGCCAUUUCAUGGUGAGAGAUGGGAUCGUGCUCGGUCAUAGAAUCUCGGAGAGAGGCAUUGAGGUUGACAAAGCCAAGAUCGAGGUAAUGGUGAACUUGGAACCGCCCAAGAACGUCAAAGGAGUAAGAAGCUUCCUAGGGCACGCGGGAUUUUAUAGGAGGUUCAUAAAAGAUUUCUCCAAGAUAGCGCGCCCUCUCACUCAGUUACUUUGCAAAGAAGUGGCGUUUGAAUUCAGUGGAGAAUGCCUCGCGGCGUUCAAGAAAAUCAAAGAAGCUCUCAUUAGCGCGCCGAUUGUACAAUCACCGGAUUGGGAGCUUCCUUUUGAGAUUAUGUGCGACGCAAGCGACUACGCCGUUGGAGCUGUGUUAGGCCAAAGGAAAGAGAAGAAACUCCACGUCAUAUACUAUGCAAGCCGGACCCUCGACGAGGCACAAUGCAACUAUGCCACCACGGAGAAGGAGUUAUUGGCGAUUGUCUUUGCAUUCGAGAAGUUUCGCUCAUAUCUCGUUGGCUCCAAGGUUAUAGUGCAUACCGAUCACGCGGCUCUCAAGUAUCUGCUGUCAAAGAAAGAUGCAAAGCCAAGACUUAUACGCUGGAUACUUCUUUUGCAAGAAUUUGACCUAAAGAUCAUCGAUAGGAAAGGCGCGGAGAAUGGCGUGGCCGACCAUCUUUCAAGAAUGAGAAUCGAAGAGAGCAUACCUAUAGAUGACUCAUUACCAGAGGAAACGGUCUAUGCGGUAAGCGCAGUACCUAUGUCGAGGAAAGAGACCCCACCAAAAGCGACCACGGAGAGGAGAAAUGCCUUUGGCGCGCCUUGGUAUCGUCAUAUAGCCAACUAUCUCGCGGCCGACAUAGAGCCUCCAAACUUCUAUGGAUACAAGAAGAAGAAAUUCUUGAAAGACAUCAGAUUUUACUUCUGGGACGAGCCAUACCUCUACAAGAAGUGCCAAGACGGAUUGUUUAGAAAAUGCGUGCCGGAGGAAGAGAUAGCCGGGAUUCUCCAUGGAUGUCACGGAUCAGCUUACGCAGGUCAUUUUGCUACGUUCAAGACAGUCUCUAAGGUCUUGCAAGCGGGUUUUUGGUGGCCUACAAUGUUUAAAGACGCUCAAGCAUUCAUCUCACGUUGUGAUGCUUGCCAAAGAAUGGGGAACAUAAGCAAAAGGAAUGAAAUGCCGCAAAACUUUAUCUUGGAAGUUGAGGUGUUCGAUGUUUGGGGAAUUGAUUUCAUGGGACCCUUCCCCACAUCCUUUGGAGAUCAAUACAUCCUAGUAGCAGUGGACUAUGUCUCCAAGUGGGUUGAGGCAAUAGCAGCUCCAACAAAUGACUCGAGCGUGGUGAUAAAAAUGUUCAAAUCUAUCAUAUUCCCAAGAUUUGGAGUUCCAAGAGUUGUGAUAAGUGAUGGAGGCUCACACUUCAUCAAUCGGAUCUUUGCAAACCUUCUAAAGAAAUAUGGAGUGCGGCACAAGGUAGCAAGCCCUUAUCAUCCACAAACAAGCGGCCAAGUGGAGAUUUCAAACAGGGAAUUGAAGAGCAUCCUACAAAAGACGACCGGGAAGAAUAGAAAGGAUUGGUCAGCCAAGCUAGAUGACGCUCUUUGGGCGUAUAGAACGCUUUCAAAACACCUCUCGGGACAACUCCAUUUCAUCUUGUCUAUGGCAAAGCGUGCCAUCUACCGCGGAGAGGCGCCUGAUCCAACUAACGAGCUUGAGGAGAUAAGACACUUGGCUUACGAGAACACCAAAAUCUACAAAGAAAAGACCAAAGCUCUCCAUGAUAGGAAGAUAGUGCCUAAGUCUUUCGCCGCUAACGACCAGGUUCUGCUUUUCAACUCAAGACUCAAGCUUUUUCCCGGCAAACUACGCUCAAGAUGGUCUGGCCCGUUCAAGAUAAAAGAAGUCAAGCCAUAUGGAGCAGUGGUUCUUUGGGACCCUAGUGGAGGAGACUUCACCGUAAACGGUCAGAGGCUAAAACCAUACCUAGCCAACUCGGAAAAGGGAAUAGAGGAAAUCAUACCUUUGGCCGAUGCACCACAAGAAUAA